AAACGUUUGUCUAUCCUCUUCAAAUUAUUCUCUAAUUAAGUUAACCGAAAGUUGUCAGCAAGUUGAGAGAAUGACAGCCCUUUAUAACUACUCCAACACUCAGGGCCCCUACCGGCCCAUAUGGAGGUCAUUCGAGACGUGCAAGGGUCCAAAACAAGGCGAUUGCGGCAAUGUGGAAAUUCGAAACACUCAGAACAUGUCCGAUGUCAUUUUUUAUUUGGACUUUCCCAAAGAUUGUCCAGUAACAAAGGCAAGAGUAACUGCGGGAUCAGUGCAAAAAAAUAACAUCACAAAGAAAAUGCUUAACUACGCUUUGGAAAAACCUUGCCAACACUUCGUUUUAGGCCCCAUACUAGUAGAUGCAUUCAACUUAAGUAGUGCUUGUAAAAUUAAAAAGGGGCAGUACACGGUCCAUGUUGAUAUGCGGGAAAAAUGUAGAAUGUUCCUGGGGUCGAACUUCUUCUACGGCAUUUACACAUUCAAAGUAUUGGCAUUUAACAACGUCAACAAUUUUUUCUGUGUUAAAACUGAAUUAGAAGCUGGAAAGCUAUAAAGCGAAUAUUGCGUCACUUGAAGAGUAAAAUAUUGUCUUAUAGAAUUUUAUUGUCAUUGCCUUUUCCCGAAAAAAUGUUGGGUCGAAUUUUCAUGAUAUCAUAGUUCGUUUAAUGGAAGCGGAAGGUGGGGGGCACCGCACCGCCGCGUGGGAAUAGGGUGGGACGAAUUGGCAAAUUUGAUAGCAGCA
Molecule: messenger RNA, 742 nt
Organism: Cydia splendana
Lineage: Eukaryota; Metazoa; Arthropoda; Insecta; Lepidoptera; Tortricidae
Exons: 3
Coding region: 71-553 (160 amino acids)
Source: RefSeq, a predicted model, not a curated record